Sebastes umbrosus (honeycomb rockfish) is the source of this 1874-nucleotide messenger RNA. RefSeq names its product cleavage stimulation factor, 3' pre-RNA, subunit 1 (gene cstf1). Gene Ontology annotation, molecular function: protein binding; RNA binding. The transcript is spliced from 6 exons. The coding region runs from base 179 to 1474 and encodes 431 amino acids. Gene Ontology annotation, cellular component: mRNA cleavage stimulating factor complex. The record is from RefSeq and is a predicted model, not a curated record. Gene Ontology annotation, biological process: mRNA 3'-end processing. NCBI's taxonomy places the organism in Eukaryota, Metazoa, Chordata, Actinopteri, Perciformes, Sebastidae.
UGAACGCAACCUCAGUGUGUAGCUCUGCUGUUGGCCAAUAGGAUCUCUGCUCUGUCCUCCAGUCCUGUGACGUAGGACGCAAACAGCGUAACGCACGUUGGUCCAGCAGCAGCGCUGGAGUCUGGAGAGCCAGCUAACUUCUAGCUAAGUCCCUUCUGGUCCCACGGACGGACCCACCAUGUACCGACCCAAACCCACUCUGAAAGACCGACAACAGCUCUACAGGCUCAUCAUCAGCCAGCUGCUCUAUGACGGUUACACCAACAUCGCCAACAGUCUCAUCACUGAGGUCAAACCUCCCAAUGUGGUGUCGCCGUCUGAGCAGCUGAUGCAGCUGGCAAAGAUAGGGAUGGAGAAUGACGACAGUGCAGUCCAGUAUGCAAUCGGGCGCUCGGACACAGUGGCUCCCGGCGUGGGUAUUGAUCUGGAGUUUGACGCCGACGUCCAGACCAUGUCUCCAGAGGCAUCAGAGUAUGAGACCUGCUAUGUAACGUCCCACAAGGGUCCAUGCCGCGUCGCUUCUUACAGUCGUGAUGGCCAGCUGAUCGCCACCGGCUCUGCUGACGCCUCCAUCAAGAUCCUGGACACUGAGCGCAUGCUGGCCAAGAGUGCUAUGCCUAUUGAGGUGAUGAUGAAUGAGACAGCGCAGCAAAACAUGGAGAAUCACCCCGUGAUUCGAACGCUGUAUGACCACGUAGACGAGGUCACCUGCCUCGCCUUCCAUCCCACUGAACAGAUUCUUGCUUCUGGCUCAAGAGAUUACACCCUGAAACUGUUUGACUACUCAAAGCCCUCUGCAAAAAGAGCAUUUAAAUACAUACAGGAAGCAGAAAUGCUGCGUUCAAUCUCCUUCCACCCUUCAGGUGACUUCCUGCUGGUGGGGACGCAGCACCCCACCCUCCGCCUCUACGACGUCAACACCUUCCAGUGCUUCGUGUCCUGCAACCCUCUGGACCAGCACACGGACACCAUCAGCGGCGUCGGCUACAACCCCAGCGCCAACAGCUACGUCAGCUGCAGCAAGGACGGCAGCAUCAAGCUGUGGGACGGCGUCUCCAACCGCUGCGUGACCACCUUCGAGAAGGCCCACGACGGAGCCGAGGUCUGCUCCGCCAUCUUCUCCAAGAACUCCAAGUACAUCCUGUCCAGCGGCAAAGACUCUGUGGUCAAACUGUGGGAGAUCUCUACGGGCCGGACGCUGGUCAAAUACACAGGUGCGGGGCUGAGCGGCCGUCAGAUGCAUCGGACGCAGGGCGUGUUCAACCACACGGAGGACUACGUGCUGCUGCCAGACGAGCGGACCAUCAGCCUCUGCUGCUGGGACUCUCGCACGGCCGAGAGGAAGAACCUGCUGUCUCUGGGACACAACAACAUCGUCCGCUGCAUCGUCCACUCGCCAACCAACCCCGGCUUCAUGACCUGCAGCGACGACUUCAGGGCCCGCUUCUGGUACCGCCGCACCACCACGGACUGAGACUCACUUCAUCUCCAACGUCUGAGAACCAAACAGGAUGCUGGACUCUCUGUGACCUCAGUGAACUCAUCACUUCCUUCUGAUCUGUGGUGUCUUUCAUUUUGAUUUCAUUUGAAACUGGACAGGACUUAAAGGGUAACUCAGGUAUUUUUCAACCUGGGCCCUAUUUUCCCAUGUUUGUGUGUCUAAUGGAGACAACACGUUGUGAAACUGGUCCAGUAUUGAGGGAGAACGCUGCAGACGGCAGCCGCUAAACGGGCUGUGAUGUAAUCCCUCGGGGCAACUCCUCAGCACAAGUUCUUGUUUUUACCGUUGACAGGCUCAGAUUGUUUUUAUACAUGUCUGACAACAUUAUGUAAAGAAUCCUACAGAGAAAUAAAACGCUUUUCUUUACGUUUCA